AUGGGAUUUGAUGUUGGUGGUAGCUUGUUUGUGCUGCCUGAUAUGAGAGGUUGGCUUCGUGGCUUGCUACUUGAUGCUACUCCUCUGGCGAUUUCGACGGUAUGGUGGUUGUGGCGAGCAAGGAAUAUUUGGUGCAUGGAGCAGAAAUCGGUCUCUUGGCAGGGAAUGGUUUCGAGAAUCAUUGCAAUGGCAUCAGAUAUAGAGCGUGGGUUUGGCACGUCUGAGGGUGUUUCCGUUCGAGUUCUGCGUCUGGUGCGGUGGACGCCAGCUCUCAGUAAUUGCAUGGUGUUGAACGUUGAUGGCAGCGUUAUGGGUGUCCUGAGUCGGGAUAGCUUUGGCGGCUGCAUUCGAAGUGACCAAGGUCAGUGGAAGAGCGGCUUCUUUGGCUUCAUGGAUGACGCGUGUAUUCUUCAUCUUGAGCUGCAAGCUCUCUUCCAUGGUUUGACCGUCGUUUGGGAGCAGGGUUAUAGAAGAGUUGAUUGUCAAUCUGACUCUUUGGCUGCAGUGACGCUAGUUGAGUCGGUGCCGCCCUCUACUCAUCUUUAUGCUUCGUUGAUUUGGGAUAUUAAGGAUCUUUUGGGCCGAGCUUGGACGGUGAACCUUCAUCAUACUUUGAGGGAAGGUAAUGCUUGUGCGGAUUUCUUGGCGAAGCACGAAGCUGGUCAAGGGGAUGCGUUGGUUGUGAUUGAGGAUCCGAUUCCAGGAUUGAGUUUGCUUCUUCUCGCGGAUGCGUCGGGUAAAUAA
This is a messenger RNA of Lotus japonicus, 744 nucleotides long. RefSeq lists its product as uncharacterized. The transcript is spliced from 2 exons. Lineage: Eukaryota; Viridiplantae; Streptophyta; Magnoliopsida; Fabales; Fabaceae. Gene Ontology annotation, molecular function: RNA-DNA hybrid ribonuclease activity; nucleic acid binding. The record is from RefSeq and is a predicted model, not a curated record. The coding region runs from base 1 to 744 and encodes 247 amino acids.